AUGGUGGGGAUUCCGUGGGAAAAACAACGCAGCGCAGCGACUGACUAUUCUUAUGGAAAAGAACCGACCAUUCCAUGCAUGGAAUUCAGCGACCAUAGAGACGAAACCGACUAUUUCAUAGACAACAACGCAACGAUCGACCAUUCACAACGACUGACCGUUAAGAGACCAUACAACGAAGCGAUCGGCGUAAUCAUAACCUUCAGUCCAUCCAAGCCACACAGUACUUCUCUGGAAACGAUAUCCGAGCGACCAGGAAUCUUAAAAACAGAAAAGCCCGAUAAAACCUCGGGAAAGGCAAUUACUUUCGACUAUAAAGAGUGA
Paraglomus brasilianum is the source of this 324-nucleotide messenger RNA. The record is from the annotation of a GenBank genome assembly. NCBI's taxonomy places the organism in Eukaryota, Fungi, Glomeromycota, Glomeromycetes, Paraglomerales, Paraglomeraceae.